Molecule: messenger RNA, 4118 nt
Organism: Syngnathus acus (greater pipefish)
Lineage: Eukaryota; Metazoa; Chordata; Actinopteri; Syngnathiformes; Syngnathidae
Gene: oxr1a
Product: oxidation resistance 1a
Exons: 17
Coding region: 16-2535 (839 amino acids)
Biological process (GO): response to oxidative stress
Cellular component (GO): nucleus
Source: RefSeq, a predicted model, not a curated record
CCUGCACAAGCCUCAAUGGAACCUGCUCAGAACCUUGAUAGACUGAAAAAGAAGUCUCAAUCAGUGGACAUUGCCAGCCAAGGCUUCUCCCCAACUCUGGUGCCAGCCUCGCCCCUCAACAGAGCUGCAUCACCUGUUGCCAAGACAACCACCGUCCUCGCGGUGCAGGAAAAUAACACCACUAAUUCCCAGCGCCGCAGCCCACGGUGUGGCGAACUGAAGAGAGGCUAUACCAUUGAUACCGGCCAGAAGAAGACCCCUGAGAAGAAGGAUGGGAGGCGCAUGUCGUUCCAGAGACCCAAAGGCACCGUCGAAUAUUCUGUGGAAUCUCGGGACACAUUGAACAGCAUUGCACUCAAGUUUGACACCACACCCAACGAGCUGGUUCAGCUGAACAAGCUGUUCUCCCGGGCAGUUGUGCCUGGCCAGGUAUUGUAUGUUCCUGAUCCUGAGUACGUCUCCAGUGUUGGAAGCUCCCCUUCCCUCAGUCCCAUCAGCCCUCUGUCCCCCACCUCCUCAGAAGCUGAUUUAGAGAAGGUGACGAUGGAUUCAGAUGGGCCCUCCAGACCAGAGGCUGUUCUCCCCCCAGUGUUUUCCGCUCUACGUCAAUCCAGAGUGGUGUCAUCCACCUCCGAGGAGGAAGAGGCCCUUACAGAAAAGUUCCUUAAGAUCAACUGCAAGUACAUAACUGAUGGAAAGGGUUCAGUAAGUGGGGUAUUGCUCGUGACACCCAACAACAUCAUGUUUGAUCCACACCGGAUGGACCCUCUGGUUCAGGCCCAUGGGUGUGAGGAGUAUGGCAUCAUGUGUCCUCUGGAAGAGGUCCAAUCUGCUGCCAUCUUUAAAGAGAUCACUGACCCCAAGAUCAGAGAGACUGUGCCUGAUGACUUGGAGCCUCUGCCAUCUGAACGACAUCCUUCCCAGCAGAAGGACCCAGAACAGCAACAGAAGGAGCCAGGAGCCGGUGACAGUGGCAGCACUGCCCCACGCAGCACAGAGGGUUCAAUUUCAGAAGAUGUCUUCACGGAGUCUGAGCUGUCCCCCAUCAGGGAGGAAGAGCAAGCGUCCAGCGAGGAUCUCUGUCUGGACAAGUCUUCUUGCGCCUCUGUAGAGUCUGUGCAGACCGUGACCCAGGAAGAGCCCACUAGCUCGCAAGGCCCGGCCAGUACCCGCAGCUCAGUCAGCCAUCCCGAAGAGCCUCCAGCCACAGUAGUGGACAAUCCUCCAGACACUGCCACAGAAAAGAAUAUUCAGUCCCCAUUGGGAUCCAAGCAGCACAGUGAAGAGAAACCACCAAGCACACCCGCUACCAGCACCACUAGCCAGGCUCCCCUUCGCCCCAACAGCAGCAGCAGCACCUCUUUUCCAGGGUCCCAAACAUCAGCCACCACACUUGCCACAGACACCCUUUCUGUCACAGCCAGUCUACUUGGGGAUGCCAACGAGGGGACUGAAGUCUCCAAAACUGACUCUAUGCAACAAGGGACAUUGGAGAAGGAUAAUGUAGAACAAGGGCAAAAGGGAAACACACAGAACACCCAGGGAUCUGCACAGAGGAGGAAGAGCCACUCACACAAGUUCCUAUGUCUGCGGGUGGGGAAGCCAAUGAAAAAGACGUUUGUUUCCAAUGCCAGCGCAUCCAUGCAGCAGUAUGCCCAACAGGGCAAGAAGCACGAGUACUGGUUUGCCGUGCCGCAGGAGAGGUCAGACCACCUUUAUGUGUUCUUCAUGCAGUGGAGCCCAGAUAUGUAUGGUGAGGGUGUCCGAGGGAUGGGACAAGAACCCGGAUUUAUGGUUGUCAAGAAGCACGAGGUGUCAGAAAGUGCUGCGGACGAGCCCAUCACUGACCUCAACGUCAAAGAAUGGGAGGUAGUGUCUAUGACGGAGUACCACCGUCGCAUCGACGCUCUAAACAGCGAAGAUCUGCGCUCACUCUGCAAAAGACUUCAGAUCACUACCAAAGAGGAGGUGAACUCCAAGCAUGACACGUCCAUCAAAACUGAACUGGAGCCCGAAACGUUCAAACCAAACCUCAGAGAGCCAAGCGAUCUCCUGGAGGCUGAUCAAAUUGAGAAGCUUGCAAGGAAUUUGCCACCACGCACCAUCGGUUACCCGUGGACGCUUGCCUUUGGCACAUCCAAACAUGGCAUGAGCAUCAAGACGCUGUACAGAACCAUGCAGGGCCAGGACACCCCGGUGCUCAUGGUCAUUAAGGAUAGUGACGGACAGGUUUUUGGUGCCCUCGCGUCGGAGCCCUUCAAAGUCAGCGAUGGCUUUUAUGGCACAGGAGAGACCUUCCUCUUCACCUUCAAUCCAGAGUUUGAGGUGUACAAAUGGACGGGUGACAACAUGUUCUUCAUCAAGGGAGAUAUGGACUCCUUAGCUUUUGGUGGUGGAAGUGGCGAGUUUGGCCUCUGGCUGGAUGGAGACCUUUACCACGGCAGGAGUCACUCAUGCAAAACAUUUGGGAACCCCAUGCUGUCUAAAAAGGAAGAUUUCUAUGUGCAGGACAUAGAGAUCUGGGCUUUUGAGUAACAACAUGGGGUGCACCACUGGGGAAACAGACAAGUCCUGAAUUAAGGCAGAGUGAGGAGCGGUCCUCCCUAGAACAAUGGCAACGUCCCAACCUUAACUGCACAUUACAGGGGGCUCCCCCGGCCGGAAGCCCGCUAUCGGACGCUUGUUGUGCAUUACUUCUGCAGUUACUCUGGAGCUUUUUAUUUUCACCCUUUGUGAAAAACUACCUUUGUGUGUAUCUUAUUAUGGCCUCGUGCAGCAUCUUUGCAGCGUAGGUGGGGAGAGUGGAAAGUCAAUGUAAAAGGGAUCACAAAGGGGACUGCGCCGUGCCAUCCUAUUGGUCCAGACAGGUGACCCCAGCAGCCACUCAGCUUGGAGAGUGAACGAGGAAGCAGAGAAAAACACAUUCCUAUCCACGCGGUGAUAACAAAGCAAGUGAUAACAGAAGGAAAAACGGGGUGUACUCUAUUGUGAAGUUGCAGAUGAGGGAUUUGGCUCGUUGAGCUUGUUACAUUUAGUUUUCCUCCCACAGUCCAAUUCCAGGUGGUCCUCUUGAGGCUAAACUUCUAGCGUAUCUUGUGCGUGAUAGUCCUCCUGUCGUUCACUGUCCUAGCACACCAUCUGAAAGCACAUAGCUAUAACCAGAUCAGCCAUCGUCGUAAUGUUCUGUUCAGUGGGUGUACGUGUGAGUCCAGCUAACACCGGCUGUACUGUUAGUAGACAGUAAACGUGUUGCAAUAGAUUUUGUGGAAUAUGCAAAUAACUGUCCUGUGACCUCAACUAGCCCCCGCCGGGGGCCCGCGGCACUUUGGCUGCCAUCCGUGGAGCUUUCAAGAGAGGAACGUGGAAAGCUCUUACGUCUUGAUACACAAUUGCUGUUCCGGCAUCCAGUUGAAAAGCCUGAGACGUGCUAAGCCGUUUUACAUGCAUAUAUGACAAUUAUAUAUUGGUAUGUAUGAUUAUAUAGGGCUGUAUAUAAUCAUAUAUAUAUAUUGCUGUUAAGUGUGACAGUGAUCUAUUUGUGCUGACAUUUCAGCUGUUACAAUAUAAUGUAUAUUACCCUGUAAAUGAUGCUAUAUACAGUAAAUAUAUAUGACCAAGUGUGGAUUGGUGGGUUUGCUUCUAGCACUUUAAUCUGGUGUAAAAGCGUCAAGGAGAGGCUUUUAGAUUCUAUUAGCAGUAGCUGUACAGUACUUUUUUCGUUUCGAUCCAUAUGAUGUUCACUGUUAGUAGAAAGCUUGCUGCUACCAAUAUCAAGAUUAUGCCCUAACACUCUGUGUCUAAACGGAGGGCCACGCUGAGGUCGGAAGUGGGGUGGAAUGUGGUUCAUAGCAGUAGGGGGAUUCUCUGCUCCUGGGCUGCCAGGUGAUUCUCCGACGGGUAGGUAGAGAUGCUAGCAGACUGACUGAGAUGCUGCCUAACCCUUACCCAAGGGCCCUUCACCCCACAGCCACCCUUCUCUGGUCUUUCGCACCAGUAUUUGUGUCCUUGUGGAGAGCCACAGAGAAUAAUAUGGAUAAAUCUUCCAAUUAUUUCACCUGAAUACCAUGUAUCAGUGAUGUAUAAAUUAAUAAAGAUGAAUUAAUGGUUAUAACCAGGGA